This is a messenger RNA of Pterocles gutturalis (yellow-throated sandgrouse), 1631 nucleotides long. RefSeq names its product collagen alpha-1(XXIV) chain-like. Bases 1 to 1506 code for a protein of 501 amino acids. The transcript is spliced from 19 exons. The record is from RefSeq and is a predicted model, not a curated record. Gene Ontology annotation, molecular function: extracellular matrix structural constituent. NCBI's taxonomy places the organism in Eukaryota, Metazoa, Chordata, Aves, Pterocliformes, Pteroclidae.
AUGGGACCUGAAGGAGAGCCAGGAAUUCCAGGUUAUGGGGGUCACCAGGGUCCUCCAGGGUCCCCAGGGCCCCCAGGACCCAAAGGAGAAAAGGGUUACCCAGGAGAAGACAAUACAGUUCUUGGACCACCUGGGCCCAUAGGUGAACCAGGUCCUAGUGGAGAACGUGGAGAUAGAGGAGAACCUGGUGAUGAGGGCUACAAAGGUCAUAUAGGUCUUCCAGGGCUUAGAGGACCUAUUGGACAACAGGGACCUCCAGGAGACCCAGGUGAAUUGGGAGAGCAAGGACCAAAAGGAGAAAGAGGUUCAGAAGGUAAUAAAGGAAACUCAGGCUUACCAGGUCUGGCAGGUUAUCCUGGAGCUCGAGGUCCCAAGGGAUUGCCAGGCAUGCCAGGGCCCAUGGGAGCACCUGGACUAAAGGGUGAGAAGGGGCUUCUGGGCCAUCCAGGAAAGCGAGGAAAAAGAGGCCUUCCAGGAUCACCAGGUGACCAAGGACCAGCAGGAGAUGCUGGACUGAAAGGACAGACUGGAGAAGAUGGAGAUCAAGGUUUAAUGGGGUUUCAAGGAUUCCCAGGUCCAAAAGGUCCUGCAGGGGACAUUGGCUUAGUUGGAAUUCUGGGCCCAAAAGGUCCAACAGGCCAAGUUGGAUAUAUUGGCCCUGUUGGUCAAGAAGGCAUAACAGGCCCAACUGGCAGGCCUGGACCAAGAGGUGAAAAAGGCACACGGGGUGAAAUGGGGCCUCAGGGACCUCAGGGCCAGCCAGGGCCACCUGGACCACCUGGACCACCAGGACCAAGAAAACAAGUGGACAUCAAUGCUGCUGUUCAAGCUUUGAUUGAGUCAAAUGCUGCACUGCAGAUGGAGAAAUACCAGAAUACUGAAGUAACUUUACUAGAUCACAGUACAGAGAUAUUCAAAACACUGCACUACCUUAGCAAUUUACUGCACAGCAUCAAGAACCCCCUUGGCACAAGGGAUAACCCAGCACGCGUCUGCAGGGAUUUGCUCAACUGUGAACGUAAAGUGGCAGAUGGAAAAUACUGGAUUGACCCAAAUAUUGGAUGUCCUUCUGAUGCCAUUGAAGUUUUCUGCAACUUCACUGCAGGUGGUCAGACAUGUUUAAUGCCACUGUCUGUGACAAAGCUGGAGUUUGGCGUUGGAAAAGUGCAGAUGAACUUCCUUCAUUUACUGAGUUCAGAAGCAACCCACAGCAUCACAGUUCACUGUCUGAACACACCGGCGUGGGGAUUAAAUGAAGCAGGUGGCCAGAAAACAUCUGUUAGCUUCAAAGGAUGGAAUGGUCAAAUAUUUAAAGCAAAUACACUGCAUAAACCAAAGGUGCUUAUGGAUGAAUGCAUGAUUGCAGAUGGCAGCUGGCACAAGACACAGUUCUUUUUUCACACUCAGGACACUAAUCAGCUUCCAGUUGUUCAAGUUAACGCACUUCCUCAUCUCAAACCAGGACAGCAGCACUUCAUAGAAAGUGGUUCAGUGUGCUUCCUUUAAGGUUUCUGUCGUGCUUUUUGUGUGUCAACGUGGAAUUGCUGCAUUGAAUGAAUGCAAAAGUAGUGAUCCAUUAGGGAACUGAAGAAUCAUUUUGAACAGUGUUGGUUAAAGAACUUCAGGAAGAA